This is a messenger RNA of Anneissia japonica, 1578 nucleotides long. RefSeq names its product QRFP-like peptide receptor. Lineage: Eukaryota; Metazoa; Echinodermata; Crinoidea; Comatulida; Comatulidae. Gene Ontology annotation, cellular component: membrane. The record is from RefSeq and is a predicted model, not a curated record. Gene Ontology annotation, molecular function: G protein-coupled receptor activity. The coding region runs from base 14 to 931 and encodes 305 amino acids. The transcript has a single exon. Gene Ontology annotation, biological process: G protein-coupled receptor signaling pathway.
UUCAACGAAGUCUAUGAAAAUGGACCCAACAGUGCUGAUCUAUAGUGUUAUCGGUUUCAUUGGGUGCUCGACAAAUGGAUUUGCGAUAUUUAUUCUAUUUCACUUAAACAGCCGGUUGAGUACAACGAACCUUCUGAUCACAAACCAGUGUAUCAUUGAUUUUGUCACAUCUUUGAUGUCGCUUUGCCUUUUUCUCGAUCCCAACAUAAUGACUCGACUUCCAGAUUCGAAUAGUGUGGCAGAAUUCGUCUGCAGGUUUUGGUCAAGCAAAUAUAUAUUCUGGGCAUGCACAUGCUCCUCAACGGCUAAUCUUGUGGUACUGACAGUUGAUCGUUAUUUUGCCGUAAUGCAUGCAAUAAAAUAUAAUGUAAUUAAAGAGAGGCUGUCGAUGAAAGUAUUGUUUUUGUUAAUUCCCUGGAUAUGUGGUUUUAUGUUCCUCCUCCUCUGGUUUGCGGCACACACUGUAAAAGAUGGAGAGUGCAUCCAGAGUUGGCCGAGUGUUGAUUAUCAGAAAGCGUUCGGUUUAUUGACUACUGUUUAUCUCCUAAUUAUUCCUAUCAGUGCAAUGCUAUUUGUUUACAUAAAUAUUUUUUACGCUCUUCGAUAUCGAGUCGGAGAUGUCUCAUCUACAAUAAAUGCAAACUGUGAGGCCAGGCGACUGAACAUCAUUAAGACUAUGGUAAUCGUCAGUGUAACAUACAUUGUCUGUUGGACCCCAAACCAAAUAGCAUUUGUUAACUUCACAUUAGGUGGAGAGCUUGAUUUUCACGGAGCAGUUUACUACAUCACAAUAGCCAUGUCUCUUGUUAACAUCUGUGUAAAUCCAAUAAUAUACACCUUCAAAUAUAAUGACUUCAGGGUGGGUGUGCGAAAGACUCUGCCGUGUCUUAAAUCAAUAUUCACACCACAAGAACCCACACCACCCAACUGACCACCAGGAACUCACAGUGGACGCUUUUUCUGUCAUUUUGUAGUGAAUUAACCGCACAUUUUAUUAUAAUUCAAUCAUGUAUUUAUAUCCAUCAUUAUUAAAAUCCCAAGAACGUAUAUCGACAGAAACUGUGUCUACAAAUUCGAUGUCAUAAAUGUCAGAUUGGCAAGCAAACGUAUUGGCUGCCUACACACCAUUGGCGGCGCCAGGAUUUUUACCGACUGUUUAAGGUUCAAAAGCUUAUUAAUCGAUUUUAGAGCCUAUUAUAUAAAAAAUACGUAUAAUUUGUUUUCUCCCCUACGAAUUCUGGUUAUUCUCCUCGACGGAGAGGGUGAGGCAAGGCCUCCUCAACGGGGAAGGGAGGGGGGUAGAUCAUAUAGUGACCAGUAAGACGCCCUGACCACGACUCUACCGAUAGUUCGGAGUAUAGCAGGAGGGUCAAAGAGUAUAGCAGGCCAGGGGGGGGGGGCGCCUGUGGCCCCCCAGUGGGGUCCAGGGGGUUUCGUCCCCUAGAAGGCACGGAUACUUGACGAAUUAUGGCGAAUUUUUAUUACUUGGGCCUAUUUGAUAGGCAUCGAGCUACUACUGUAAUAUAUGACUUCAUGUAGGCUAUGUUUUCUAAUGCGGAAAUCAGCAAGACCAAAACA